AUGAAAAGGGCUGAAGAGAAAGUAUACCAGGAAAUAUGUAACGAAGAGGAGUAUAAAAAGUUAUUUGAAAAAAAAAAUGACAUUCUGUAUAUCAUAGAUGUUUAUACACAAUGGUGCGGGCCAUGUGUUUUCACUUUUGAAAUAAUAAACAAAAUUUACAAAACCAAUUUUGCUUUUUCAGAAGGUGUAAAAAUAUUAGCUGUGUGUGCACAAACCAUUUCAUCAUUAAAAAAUUAUGACAAUAAUUCGAAGCCUUUUUACAUAAUACUAAAAAAUGGGGAAAUUAUUCGACAAAUUCAGGGAUGUAACACGCCCCAUAUUUUCUCAUUGAUUGAUGAACAUUUGACAAAUGUCAAAAUGAAUUGA
Plasmodium gonderi is the source of this 366-nucleotide messenger RNA. RefSeq names its product thioredoxin-like protein. Lineage: Eukaryota; Apicomplexa; Aconoidasida; Haemosporida; Plasmodiidae. The record is from RefSeq and is a predicted model, not a curated record. The coding region runs from base 1 to 366 and encodes 121 amino acids. The transcript has a single exon.